This is a messenger RNA of Bactrocera oleae (olive fruit fly), 3433 nucleotides long. The record is from RefSeq and is a predicted model, not a curated record. NCBI's taxonomy places the organism in Eukaryota, Metazoa, Arthropoda, Insecta, Diptera, Tephritidae.
AUGCGACUCGUCAUUAUUUGGCUAUUAUUAGCCACAGGCUCCGCCCUUUUGGGCCUUAUUGGAGCUAGUAGUAAUGGUGCCAAACAGAUAAUGAACUCCGGAACGCAAAUCAUCGGUAACAAUAACGCCGUCACUAGCCUGUUGAAUGUCAACCCUCAGGCGGACGUGGUCGUCAAUGCGUUAAACUCAGUAACUCAAACGGCGAGUGGUACAGCCGGUGCAGGCAGAAAUAACAUUGGCUCAGACCAAGUUAAGAACACUGGCGCGCUCAUUAAAGGCAGCGGUAACACCAUGAGUAGUUUGUUGAAUGUGAAUCCUCAAGUGAAUGCGGACGUCAACGCUUUAAAUACAGUUGAGCAGCAAGCUACGGCUGUGACCAGGGGAAUUAGCUCAUCAGGAAAUAAUAUUGGAGGCAGACAGAUACAAUCCACAGGAGCUCGCAUUGUCGGCGAUAGCAAUAGUGUGUCGAGUCUCGCGAAUGUUAAUCCACAAGUUAAUGUUGGCGUAAACCUGUUAAAUACAGUUACGAAAAGCAUUUGUGGAGCUACAGGUGGAGGAGGUGCCGGUAAAAGUGCUGGACUAUUAAGAGGCGUACUUAGUGGACCCGGUGAAGCAACCAACAAUAUUGGUGGCAAGCAAAUUAUGGACACCGGCACCAGUAUCAUAGGUAGUCGUAAUACGGUUUCCAGUUUACUGAACCUUAAUCCCCAAGUAAACGCUGAUGUCAAUGCCUUAAAUGUCAGACAGGAAGCGGCUGGUGUGACUAGCGUAACCACUGGAACAGUCAGUUCUGGAAAUAAUAUUGGAGGUAAUCAACAACAAUCCACAGGGGCUCGCAUUGUUGGCGAUGGCAAUACGGUUUCGAGACUGGCGAAUGUCAACCCACAAAUAAAUGCAGACGUAAAUCUACUUAAUACCGUUACCCAAACAGUGUCCGGUGCAGCAGGCAGUGGAAAUGCUGGUAACAGUGAUGAACUCUUAGAUGGCGUACUAGGUGGUGUUGGAGGUGCCACAAAUAAUAUUGGAGGAAAUCAAAUAAUGGACACGGGAAGCAGCAUAACUGGUAGUGGAAAUACCGUUAGCAGCUUAUUGAAUGUUAAUCCUCACGUGAAUGCGGAUGUAAAUGCUUUUAACGCUGUGGAUCAGAAAGCAAUUGGUAUAUCUGGAGGAGCUGUUAGUGGGCGUGCGGCCGGGCGAACCGGAAACAAUAUCGGAGUUGGGGCAAAAGCAGCAGGAUUAGAUCAAGCUGGAAACAAUAUCGGAAGCAGUCAAAGUCAAUCCACUGGAGCUCGCAUUGUGGGGGACGGCAACAUGGUUUCGAGCCUCGCGAAUGUAAAUCUACAAGUGAACGCUGGUAUAAACCUGCUAAAUACAGUUUCUAGAGCCACAGGUGGAGGAAGUGGUGGUAAAAGCGGUGUAUUAUUAGGUGGACUCGGAGGGGCAACCCACAAUAUUGGUGGCAAGCACAUUAUGGACGCCGGCACCAGUGUUGUAGGAAGAGGCAAUACGGUUUCCAGUUUACUGAACUUCAAUCCCCAAGUGAACGCUGAUGUCAAUGCGCUAAAUGCUGUUAUGGAGGAAGCGACUGCUGUGGCCGGUGGUGCAGCCAAGAGCGGUAAGCCUGCUGGUGUAAGUCGCCCUGGUAUUGUUGCUGGAGAAGCUGGAAAUAAUAUUGGUGGCAGCCAACUUCAAUCCGCAGGAGCUCGCAUUGUAGGCGAUGACAAUACGAUUUCAAGUCUCGUUAGUGUAAAUCCACAAGUGAAUGCUGGCGUAAAUAUUCUCAAUACUAUUACACAAACCGUUUCUGGGGCCACAGGAAGUGGAGGUGCGGAGAAAGGUGGAGGACUAUUGGGUGGUGUACUUGGUGGGCUCGGUGGUGGAGCUAAUAAUAUUGGCGGCAGGCAAGUCAUGGAUACUGGGAACAGCAUAAUUAGCAGUGGGAAUACCGUUAGCAGCUUACUAAAUGUUAACCCGCAAGUGAAUGCCGAUGUAAACGCCUUGAAUUUGGUGAACCAGCAAGCCCGUGGCGUACAAGGCGUUGGAAUCGGUGAUGCCAGUUCUGCUAGUGCAAUUGCAGGCAGACCCGUACGGCCGGGAGGCGCUGGAGCAUCUGGCAAUAGUAUUGGUGGAAGUCAAACACGUAACAGCGAAACUGUGAUUCAGGGCUCUGGCAACGAGGUAUUCACCUUGGCCGACGUGGCGCCACAAAUUGGUCUCAACAUAGACUUGCUUAAUGCAGUGACGCAAACCGGUGCAGGAGGUGAAAACGGCGGCGUCAAUGAUGCUACCGUUAUUCGUGGUGACAACAAUACGGUAACCACUUUGGCCAAAGUAAAACCACAAGUGGGUGUAAAUUUGCAAGUGCUCAAUCAAGUCGAGCAGCUUACCGGUCUUGUAGGCGACAUUUUGCAAGAGCCAUCUAGUGUGACGAAUAUAUUGUUGCCGGGUGCGAAUGGUGAAAUCGACUGUGUUGACAGUAAUAUCGACAAUGUGCAGGAGCGCAUAUCCGGCGCAGAUAUUGUUGGCGACAAUAAUGAAGUCUUCACUGGUGUCGACUUAAGUCCACAAAUUAAUGCCGAUCUGAAUAUCUUAAAUAGUGUAAGGCAAAGGGUACAUUGUAAGCCGAAAGUUAAAACAACAACCCCGCCUCCAACAGAAUCACCGACAGUGCCAACUUUACCUAAGAGCCUACCUCCAACUCUUCCACAAACUUUGCGGCCAACUUUUUCUCCAAUACUUCCACCAACUUUACCCCCUACACUCCCUCCAACUUUGGCACCCACUCUACCACCAACUUUCCGUCCAACUCUCCCUGCGACUUUACCUCCUACUCAACCACAGACCUUGCCACCAACAUUGCCGCCCACGCAACCACCGACAUUACUACCAUAUCCUCCAUUGCCUCCGUAUCCUAAAUAUCCACCUUAUCCCCCAUAUCCAGAGUAUCCUACAUAUCCACCUUCACAGGUGCCUUCCUAUGUGCCACAUGUACCAAAAGUACCACCACCAGCAGAAAUUACAAUUGUACAACCAAAAAUACCGUCAACUAAUUGUUAUGAAAUAACCGAACUUGAUUUUGACGGCACGAACGGAAAAUCGAGCGUAGUUUGUGUGCCAAAGCCAACAGAUUCACCCCAUAAUUCUUCCCCCCAAAUAUUAGUUUUACCUCCGGCAGUACCACAUCUAGCUCUAAGAACACGUUGCUUUCGGCGUCGUUGCAAUAAGUGGAACACAUCGAAAGAUGAGAAGGAGUGUUGUAGUGAAAACUCUCAUCAUCACGCUGCAGUAGUUGCUCCAGCACCGACUCAAAAUCAACAUUCACCACAGCAAUCACAGGCAGCGCAUUACGUGCAAUCAGAGCAAUCUAUGCAGAUAAGAUCCGAUCGCUUUAAUCCUUAAAAAAUAUUAAAAAUAAUGUAGACACUCUUUGAUA